Athalia rosae (coleseed sawfly) is the source of this 3794-nucleotide messenger RNA. RefSeq lists its product as uncharacterized. Lineage: Eukaryota; Metazoa; Arthropoda; Insecta; Hymenoptera; Athaliidae. Gene Ontology annotation, molecular function: monooxygenase activity; oxidoreductase activity, acting on paired donors, with incorporation or reduction of molecular oxygen; heme binding. The transcript is spliced from 12 exons. The record is from RefSeq and is a predicted model, not a curated record. The coding region runs from base 365 to 3448 and encodes 1027 amino acids.
CUUCAGAAUCGAAAGCAGCCCUGCACAGGAGGUGAAAGUUUGGAACUCAGAUAAUUUUUCUGAUCCACAAAAUGAAUCACGUUAACGGACACGUCCCUUCAUCGACAAACAUAGAAACUUAAACACGGAGGCGUGGAAAAAUGUGGAAAGUCAUCGAUAAUUUGUAGUAGGGGGGAAUUCGGAGUUGACCGUUCGUUUAAAUUCACCUUAGACCGGAGAGAAAUGAUCAGUAGUUCGUAGCAGUCGUAUGAAAUCAAUGAAUAAUUUCAAUGCAUUAAGAUUUUUGAAAGUUUUCUGGGAUUAAUUUUGUACGCGAUCCACGAAAUCGUGCAUUUCACAGUUGGUCCGGAUAAAUAGUACAAAAAUGUCGUUUUCCCUGCAAAUUUUUGGAGUGGUCAUUGGGAUCGUUGGUUUCGUGUAUAUUUAUCUGAAAAAUGUGACUUUUAAAUACUGGAGUUCGAGAGGAAUACCCCAGACCGAUCCGGUCGUCCCAUUCGGAGAUUCGUGGCCAAUUUUCACCGCCAAAUUAUCGAUUGGUGAAUACACGCGAGAUUUGUAUUUGAAAUUUAAAUCGCAUCAAGUUGUUGGAAUGUACUCGUUUUUCAAACCGCAUUUAGUGAUUCGGGAUCCCGAUAUCAUAAAAUUGAUACUGACCAAAGAAUUUCCGAAGUUCCAAGACCGCGCAAUGUUCUACGACGAAAAAUUGGACCCCAUGACAGGUCAAUUAUUUCUAUUACCCGGUGCAAAAUGGAAAAACAUAAGAAAUAAAUUAUCGCCUACGUUCAGCUCUGGAAAAAUGAAGUACAUGUUCGCUACGGUAAAACUUGCCGCUGAACAACUGUCGGAAUGUGUUGGGGAAAAAAUUCAGCAGACCAAUUUAAUCGGGGUAAAGGACCUGUUGGGAAGAUUUUUCACCGACGUUAUCGCGUCGGUCGCCUUCGGUAUCGAGUGUAACAGUCUGAAAAAUGUGAAAUCCGAAUUUCACGUUUAUGGCAAAAAAGUGUUCGAAGCGAGACCAAUAGCGAACACAAUGUUCUCACUGUUCCCGGGAGCAUUGUCAUUUUUCGGCAUUCGUGCGUUCGACAAGAAGUGCAGCGAUUUCUUUCUCAAGGCUUUCGAGGAUACCGUGGAGUACAGAACGUCCAAGAACAUUGUGCGAAAGGACUUGUUAGAACUCCUUAUGCAACUAACGGAUAGAGGCCACAUCCAGGGUCACGGUAGUGAGGAGUCACCGGGAAAAUCAAUGAAUACCGAUGCGAAACUUUCGAUGACUGAGGCGGCCGCACAAGCAUUUGGUUUUUGGUUGGGCGGCUUCGAAACCUCAAUGACAACCACGUCAUUUAUUCUCUACGAGAUGUCAUUGAAUCAGGAUAUCCAAGAUAAACUAAGCGACGAGAUAAACGAUGUCCUGAAAAAACAUGGCGAUCUAACUUACGAAUGUUUGGCAGAAAUGACUUACCUACAGAAAGUGAUAUCGGAAACUCUCCGGAAACAUCCGACCGUUCCAACUCUGAGUCGUCAGGCAAAUCAGGACGUACCCUUGCCCGGAACUGGUACAGUGAUUCCAAAAGGAACAUCCGUCGUAAUUCCGGUGUACGGACUCCACGCGGAUCCAGAAAUAUACCCAGAUCCCGACGUAUUCGAUCCAGAGCGAUUCGAUCAGGAAAAUAUUGCCAGCAGGCAUCGUUACUCUUACCUACCUUUCGGGGAAGGUCCGAGAAAUUGUAUCGGGAUGAGGUUCGGUUACCUUCAAACCAAAAUGGGCGUCGUUACCCUCCUCUCGAAAUACCGAUUUUUACCAGGACCAGAUACCAGAGUCCCGAUGCCUGUGGACAGAGGUAGUUUCGUCCAUACUCCGAACAGCAAUGUAACGCUUCGAAUCGAAAGGAGGUACGCGCAACAACCGACAGUCAUGUCGUUUUUUACGCAACAAUUUCUGUUGCAGUUAUUCGGUACCGUAAUCGCCGUAAUAUUAGCGCUAUGUUUGUACUUCAAAUACGUCCUUCACAAUUACUGGAGGUCCAGAGGAAUUCCGCAAAUCGAACCGGUCGGUCCAUUCGGCAGUCUCCUCGCUAUUGCCAAAUCCGGUUUUGGUAAAUUCUUCCGCGAUUCGUACCUACGUUUUAGAAAAAGUCCGGUAUAUGGUUUCUACGUGUUGCACAGACGAACUUUAGUCGUGAACGAUCCCGACCUCGUCCGUUUCGUCCUCACGAAAGAAUUUCAACACUUUCACGACCGCGGUUUGUACAGCAACGAAAAAGCCGACCCUUUGACGGCCCAUUUAGUUUUCCUCAAUGGAAACAAGUGGAAAAAUUUGCGAGCCAAAUUGACGCCGACCUUCACUUCCGGUAAAAUGAAACACAUGUUUUCAACCGUGGAAGAGACUGGAAUUGAACUUGCACAGAGUGUCGCGGAUAUAGCGAAGGAGAAAAAACUUGUAGACGUCAAAGAUCUCAUGGCCAGGUACGCCACCGAUAUCAUCGCUUCUGUAGCGUUCGGCAUAAAAUGUGAUAGUCUGAAGAAUCCGGAUAACGAGUUCAGGUCGUGGGGUCGUAAAAUCUUCGCACCGAGACCCUUGAAAAAUGUUUUCAUAGGCGUUGCCCCUGGUGUGCUAAAGUUCUUCAAUAUGAGAAUCAGUGAGCCGGAGUUAUCCGACUUCUUUAUCGGCCUUUUCAAGGAAGUGGUCGAGUACAGGACGGCGAAUAACGUCGUGAAGAAAGAUUUUCUAGAUCUGCUUAUCCAAUUGAUGAACAAAGGAUACGUUCACGACGACGAUGGAAAAAUGCCCCACAUAUCGGAGAAUGCCGAUGGAAAAAUUACCAUGCUGGAAGGAGCUGCCCAAGCUUUUAUAUUCUGGGUUGCCGGUUUCGAAACUUCAUCUUCAACGGCUACGUUCUGCCUCAUAGAAUUGGCGGUUCAUCGGGAUAUCCAAACAAAAUUAGCUGACGAGAUCGAAUCGGUGAUUGACAAAUUUGGGGGCCUCACCUACGAAAGUGUAAACGCGAUGACCUAUCUCCAUAAAGUAAUAUCUGAAACGCUCAGAAAAUAUCCACCGCUGCCAAUUUUGAGCAGAAUAUGUGCCGACAAUAUCGAAUUACCCGGAACGGGACUUAUGGUGGAAAAAGGAACUCAGGUCAUCGUCCCGUUGUUGGGACUUCAUUCGGAUCCCGACGUAUUUCCAAGUCCUGAUUCAUUCGAUCCCGAAAGAUUCAACGAAGAAAAUAUCGCGACGAGACAUCAGUAUUCUUAUUUACCGUUCGGCGAAGGUCCUAGAAACUGCAUAGGUUCGAGAUUCGGAUUGCUACAAACGAAAAUCGGAAUCGCCAGCCUCUUGGCGAAGUAUCGCUUCGAACCAGGACCAAAUUUCACAUAUCCGAUUGAAUUCGACGAAGGAAAUUUCCUGCUGAUGUUGAAGAACGAGACCAUGCUACGAAUCGAAGAACGUUAAACUGAACGCAGUAAUCGAUUUUUUUCAGAAAAUGAAAUUCACAGUUUUCAACUCCAGAUAAAAUGGCGCCCGAUGAAUAAAUUCCAGCUCGAUCUUUUCUAAAAAAACAAUUUUCUCCGAUUCUCGAAUAUUUUUGGAAGCAAUCCUGCUACAAAGUCAACUUGGUAGACCCUUUUUUCCCUCGUCAUCUUCAAUAAAAAUUGCGAGCUUUUCAUCAGCUUCAUGCUUUUAUUGUAACAAAUACACCGAGUAGUAUAUUUCCAUAAUAGUUUUCACUAGAUCGGAUCAACGUAUAUACAUUAACUAUACACAUAUGUAUGUUAUAAAUAUAUAGAUAUAUACAAUA